AUUGAAGGGAGGGUGACACGAUGUUGCCGAGAACAGUUCCGGGCAAGUGAGCAGUGUCCGAGCGCAGCCAUGGGCGCAGAAGGUAGUGGGAAGGAGGAGAUGCUGGAGCUGGCGACCGAGGCUUUCCGGGCGAGGGAUUUCCAGCUGGCCGCUGAUAUUUACGAGUGCCAGCUGCGGGCGAUCCGUGCCGGCCAGGAGGACGAGCGGGACGAGCUGAGGCUCAAGCGUGCCCACUGCCUGGCUCUCGGGGGCCGGCUGGCCGAAUCUCUGGAGGAGUACAAGCUCCUGUCGCAGCAGGGCAUCCUCCGACCGCAGCACCUGGAGGUUCUGGUCGAGCGGCUGGCGGAGGCUAUGAGGUCCAGCCAGGGUUGGACGGACGGAGAGCAGUCUGCCACACGCUUGCUGAGUUGCCUGAAGUGUACGGGCACCCUGUACGAGCCGGUCACCCUGCAGUGCGGCCACACUUACUGCAGGAACUGUCUGGAGAGAGAGCGAGAAGGCACCAGAGCCCCGUCAACUCACUGCAAACUUUGCAAAGACAAACUCCACGCCUCCGGCACCUACAGAAUCAACGUGGUUCUGAACAGUUUCUUAAACAAGUACUUCCCGGCAGAAACCAGAGCACUAACUCUUAGGAACGAAGGAAACGUCUUGUACAAGAAUAAGAAACCACAGGCUGCCUUAGAGAAGUACCGCGAAGCCAAUGCGUUAGCACCCAAAGACCAUUUGCUACUGAGCAACCGUGCACAAAUUAAUGCAAGUCUGAGACAUUUUGAAGACGCAUUGCAUGAUGGAAAUGCUGCCUGCAACCUGCAACCCACCUGGUCCAAAGGUCACCUGAGAAAAGCACAGGCACUUGCUGGACUGCAGAAAGUGGACCAGGCUCUGAAAGAGUAUAUAAUUUGUAUCACUUUAGAUUCAGAAAAUAAAACUGCAAAAUUGGAAGCUCAAAAGAUCCUGAGUGAUUUCCUGUCACCUAUUGCGGAAAAUAUGCGCCACUGUUUACCUGAUAUGAUGCAACUUUUGUCUCCACGAUCUCGUAUUAAGGAUACUGUUAAUUCAUUCAGCGCCAGCAAUGUAAUAGAAAACUCUUGCAAGGAAAAGAUAGAUACAACAGACAUUGGAGUCAGGAAAGAAUGGAAGGCUCACGCCUGUGGUAAUUUAACCAAUACUGUUCAAAUGAUGAGUGACAAUAAAGAUGCCCUGAAGAAUUCAUCCACCCCGCUAACCUUGACAAGUCUGGAACAAAAGAACACACAGAAAAGAAAAUAUGACCACAUUAAUGACGAUAAGGCUGAAAUAAUCGAAGGAAACAGCACAUGCUUCAGGCGAGCUCGAGCGCAGAGUCCCAGCAGAGAACACGAUACCCAAUCAGAUCUUGUGGAUCCCCUUGACUUGGAGUGUUCCCUGUGUAUGAGGUUGCUCUAUGAGCCCAUCACCACACCAUGUGGUCACACCUUCUGUUUGAAAUGUAUCGAGCGUUGUAUGGACCACAGUCCAAAGUGUCCUCUUUGUAAAGAAGUCCUACCUGAGUAUCAGACGCUGAGGAAGUACAGCAGGACUUCGCUAAUAGAGGAGCUCAUCGCCCAUUACUUGCCGGAGGAGCUUGCUGAGCGGAAAAGGGUGAACGAUGACGAGAUGGCGGAGUUAUCAAACCUCAACAAAGCAGUGCCCAUUUUCAUCUGCACCAUGGCCUAUCCGAACGUUCCCUGCCCGCUACAUAUCUUCGAGCCUUGUUAUCGACUGAUGAUUCGGAGAUGCAUGGAGUUUGGCAACAAGCAAUUCGGGAUGUGCAUGAGUGACCCAAUCAAGGGCUUUGCGGACUAUGGCUGUAUGCUGGAGGUCAGAAGUGUGGAGUUAUUUUCAGAUGGACGUUCAGUGGUGGACACAAUCGGCAGACGAAGGUUUAAGGUCUUGCACCAGAGUGAGAGGGACGGCUAUAGUACAGCUGAUAUUGAAUACCUUGAGGAUGAGAAGAUGGAGGGAGAGAGCUACACUGAACUUCUCAGACUGCACGACGCAGUUUAUGAUCAAGCGUACAAGUGGUUCAGCUCACUCAAGCAAGGACUGAAGACUCGAAUAUUGAGCCACUUUGGACCAAUGCCACGGAAGGAUACUGAUAUACAGGCAAGUCCCGAUGGUCCAGGAUGGUGUUGGUGGCUGUUAGCAGUGCUGCCAUUAGAAAACCGGGCUCAGCUUCCAUUCCUGGCGAUGACGUCUCUCCAGGACCGCCUGAAUGGCAUCCGACGCGUGUUGCUGUUCAUGUCUCGCAAUUGUCCGCGAUGACCAUCUGCUCAGCCUGGGUCUCGGUCCCUGUCUACAGGGUGACGUUGCCACCACACAAGUGAAAUUUUCGUACAUUCAUGUCUUACUGAAACAGUCCUUGAAAGGAUCCACGUAGCAAAGGGUGUACUACCAGGCCAAUGUGAAGUGUUACUGGUAAUAUAAUUUAGUACUGAACUCCCAGUACUUUCUAUUACAGCCUGAAUCCCAGUGAUAUUAUAUUAUUUUGAGAGUAUAUAUUUUUGUUAAGUCAUAUGUAUAUUUAUGAAUCAAUAUUUUUGUUUAAUUUUUAUGCUUUCUUAUCUAUUUAGAAUUCAAUUUGAGUAAUAUGCAAACUAUAAUACUGUUUGAAAUGAUUAAAGGACAUGUAGAGGGAAAUGCAAUAUUAAAAUUUGGAAUAUGAUACACUGUGGGGCACACAUUUGCAUGCAGCCCUUCACUUUGAAUGAAUCUUAAAACCUGCUUCUGGCUGCCACAAGUGAUAUUUUAAUAAGACAUAGAAUAUUACAGAACAGUAACAUUGGCCCACAAUGUUGUGACGAACUUUUGACCAAGUCUAAGAUCAAUCUAACCCUUCCCUCCUACCUAGCCCUCUAUAUUUCUAUCAUCCAUGUAGCUAUCUGAGAUUUUCUCAAAUAUCCUUAAUGUGUCUGCCUCCACCAGCAUCCCAGGCAGAGCAUUCCACACAACCUCCACUCUGUGUAAUAAAAACUUGUAUCUAACAUCCCCCUAUACUUUCCUUCAGUCACCUUAAAAUUAUGUCCCCUUGUAUUAGCCAUUUCUGCCUUGGGGAAAAAAAAAAUCUCUGAUAAUCAACUCGAUCUAUGCCUCUUCUCAUUUUAUACAUCUCCACCAAGUCGCCUCUCAGUCUCUUGCACUGAAAGAGAAAAACCCUAGUUCACUCAGCCUAUCCUCAGAAGACAUGUUCUCUAAUCUAGGCAGCAUCCUAGUAAAUCUCGUCUGCUCCCUCUCUAAAGCUUCCACAUCCUUCAUGUAAUGAGGGGACCAGAACCGAACAUAAUAUUCCAAGUGUGGUGUAACCAGAGUUUUAUAGAACUGCAACAUUACCUCACAGCUCUUAAACUCAGUCCUCUUGACUAAUGCAGGCCAACUCACCAUGCCCUUCUCAACUGUCAAGUCAUCUCCCCAUUCUCCUUUGCUCCUAACAGAAGAGCCUUUGCUCAACCUAUCCUCACAAAACCUGUUCUCUAAUCCAGAAACAACCUUGUAUUGUGCCAACCCAUUCUGAACCCCCACAAUUUCCCCAGUUAAAACAUGAUUUAAAUAUCUUUAGUGGUCAAAAGAAGCACCUGUCUUCCAUAAAUGUCAUUAUGCCCAUCAUCAGAUAAUGGCCAAGUCUUGGGAAUGUUUGCUUUUUUUUCUACUUGAAGAGAUGUUGCACCUUAUCUUGUUAUAUUAUCAGUAACAUUUGGUUUAACCUGGUUUUGUUUGAGUUGAACAUUCCGUCCCAUGCGUGUUUUCAUUAAGCCAAAGUAAAGAUAUAUUUAUUUAUUAUCUUAUUUUUGCAGCAAACUAUGUAGUGUGUGUUUGAUGUGUGAAGUAAUUACCCUGCUGUUCCAAUGAUAACUCAAUUCUUCUGUUAUUGUCUAAGUGAAACUCUUGGGCUCAAAACACUAAAGUGGAUUAGUAACAGAAGUUUUAAUUUACAUUCUAAUUAUAUAGUGUGUCAUUUGGUGUGUAUGUUUUACAAAUGCUGCAUCAAAAUCAUAAUUAUAAUUUGGAUGUUUUAUGCAGUUAAGGGAUUUAUUUUGCCUAAACACGACCUUGAUAGUCAAUGCCUCUAGCCUUAAUAACUAUUAAUUCCAUCUCCAACUUGUAGUGAAUCUUGAUUAUCUGAGGUGAAUUUCAAUUGACCCUACAAUCUUUCAUGUCUGAAUGUAACAAAUAGCCUUGGUGUAAAUACUUUGUGCUGUGAAGUUAUCUUGGGGUGGGGUGUUAUGUAAGAGGUAAAGACCAAGUAUUUUGUGCUGGUUUAUUCUGGGGCAUCUCACCAUCACCAGUCAUAUUUGGAUUAAGCAAGACCAGGUCGCAGAGUGCCGUUAGAAUCAAAGCCUGCAUUAUUUACAUGUGCACUGUGUUCUGCGAGCCCUCAGUGGGAGAUUUUUAUCGUUGAGAGUAAUUGAACAGAGCAGAGCAAACAAUUUUCAUCACUAUCUUUUUUGCUUCCAGAUGAGCAUUUUGAGGUGAUAGUUUAGCAAGGAAAGCAAGUUAGUGUCUAAUUUCAAUUAAACAACGUGCCUAUUUAAUCCAUGUUUAACUAAAACUAUUCACGCUGACAUUUCAGUUAUCCUCCUUGUCUAACGUUUCCUCCCCCUAGAACAGCUUGCUUUUCCCAAAAUAAAUGUAAUUUGCGUUAAAAGGAAAUAGAAGUUCCAGAAUUACUCAUUAUUAUUAUCUUCUAUUCUUUACAAACAAUGGCCUCGUGUAAUGCUGAGCUACGUAUUCUGUUAAUGAUGAGCAACUGAAGUUGAUUUUUUUAAAAAUGCCCUUUCAUCGUAGCAGGAACUAGAAUUUUGUUCUCCUGUCGUGUAUGAACAGCUAUGUUUUUAUGUCAUGUAGAAUUCAAUAGUAACUUAAAACUAUGAGGUUGGCACUCCAGACAAGAUGGUCCUGGCCAAAAAUAGGUGCACGGAGGUGAGUGAGGAAGUUGAUUACACCAUUUCACCGUGAAGCAACUUGGGUCCACAAAGUGAAUAAAGGUGGCUGAGGUUAAUGGUCUUCCUUAAACUAUCCAGAAAAAUGAAGAUGUACUGUACUUUGACCCAUGUUGUGAGGACAGGACUGUACCGUUUAGCCACAUGAGCACUGCUCGUUUAAAUUUUGGCUGAUUUAGAAAUAGCUCCACCUUGGUAUCAUAAUCCUUGACAGCACUGCUAAACUAAAGUGACUUUUUUUUGCCAUUUACCACUGACUAGCCCCUCCCCAGUCUCCCCCACCCAAUCUCCCACACAUACACUCUUACAGUGAAACAUGCAUACACGCUCAUUCAGACAUGUACAGUCUUGCAUGCAUGCACUCUGAAUUUUACACAUACCCACAGUAAAGCACAGGCUCUUACGAACACACUCACACACCCACACACCCAAGCACAGUCCACAUUCUCGCACUCUUACAUACACUCAUACACCUAUGUAUGUAGUUUCACGAGCACUCUCUUAUGCGCACACACACACACACACACACACACACACACACACAAACACAAACACAAACACACACACACACACACACAAACACACACACACACACACACACACACACACACACACACACACACACACACACACACACACACACACAC
This is a messenger RNA of Hypanus sabinus (Atlantic stingray), 5605 nucleotides long. RefSeq names its product LON peptidase N-terminal domain and RING finger protein 3-like. Gene Ontology annotation, molecular function: protein binding. The transcript has 12 exons. The coding region runs from base 70 to 2286 and encodes 738 amino acids. The record is from RefSeq and is a predicted model, not a curated record. Lineage: Eukaryota; Metazoa; Chordata; Chondrichthyes; Myliobatiformes; Dasyatidae.